CUACCACGGAAGCCGUACACAUACACGCAUUUUUCUCAUCUGCAAGCAAGAGGCCGGCCCACGCGUUACACGUUUCGUACGUGAUAGUGCUACAUUCCGGUCGUCGCGCGCACAGCACGUCCGGCGAAGCUGAUAUCUGAUGAGGCCCGACGCCGGCGUCGCGGGGAGCAUGGCGUCCAUGGAGUGGGAGCCCAAGGCGCUGUCCCUCCACGAGCUCAAGUACGCGAGGGAGGCGGCGCUGUACGUCCUGAGAACGCACUCCUCGGAGGACGCCGUCCGAAUCUUCACCGAGGGCCUCAAGCCGGUGCUGGGCGUCAGGAGGGACUCCAUGGCCGACUCCGACGAGGAGGACGACCAGGGUGACGAGGACUACGACAUGUUCAGUCCCUACGCGUUUCUUGACGAUGACGGUGUCUACUGCCACCAGUAUGGGCGCACCGCCGCCGAGGAACGAGAUGUUGCUACCGCACCCUUCUAAUUAGCUUUACACACCACCUAUUAACUAGCUUAGAUCACCUGUAAAUAUAUAUGAUUUUUUUAUAAUAUGUAUACGAUUUUUUGAUAGAAGUGGUAGUUACUUUCUCCACAUUCGAGAAAGCAUUUUUCUACAGAUUCGGAAAGGCAUGUGAUGUAGAACUAUGAAGAUUUUAGAGAUCGAGACAGCGCGAAUUUCUGAAUACAGAUUCUUAUGAAAACGGUGUUAUUUAUUGAUGAUGUAAACUACUCCUAUUUAUAGAUGGGGAAUGAAUAGAGAUUUUUAUGAGAACAGUGUUAUUUAUUGAUGAUGUAAACUAUUCCUAUUUAUAGAUGGGAAAUGAAUAGAGAUUUUUAU
Triticum dicoccoides is the source of this 832-nucleotide messenger RNA. RefSeq lists its product as uncharacterized. Bases 140 to 478 code for a protein of 112 amino acids. Lineage: Eukaryota; Viridiplantae; Streptophyta; Magnoliopsida; Poales; Poaceae. The record is from RefSeq and is a predicted model, not a curated record. The transcript has 3 exons.